Messenger RNA from Heterostelium album PN500, 2043 nucleotides. RefSeq lists its product as uncharacterized. The transcript has a single exon. Lineage: Eukaryota; Evosea; Eumycetozoa; Acytosteliales; Acytosteliaceae. The coding region runs from base 1 to 2043 and encodes 680 amino acids. The record is from RefSeq and is a predicted model, not a curated record.
AUGGAAGGAAAAGAUCUAAAAAGAAAAAGUACAACAGAUCGACCAAUAUCUUUUUUAAUGAAGGAUGAUAAUCAAACAGAUAAAGAUCAAGCAGUAAAGAAACAAAAGUCGAAUCAUCAUGAGAAUAAGAAUGUAGAUAAUAUAGUUUGUGAAGGUACAAUAACAACAACAGAAGAAACAUCAGAAACAACCACAACAAUUAAAAAUGAAAGUAGUAGAGAACAGAUUGUAAUAAGAUCUGUUUUUAGACAGAGAUAUCUGCUGCGUUUGAUCAUGGAGAAAGUCAAGGAGUUAUCGAAUAUCAGAGGUUUGACACCGGUUUUCUUUUUCACCAAGAAACUGAUUUCACCCCAUACUCCAUCUGUUGUUCUUCCUGAAGACUACAAACUGUCUGGAAUAACUAAUAUACCGAAUCGUGCCUCUCCCGUCUUCGAUAUACCACCAAAUCCAAAGAGAUACAUGGAUAUUGAUGAUAUUAGUUGGAUGUGUCGCAAUAAAUACACUGCACUACUUCGUUACAAACUGGAGAGGAAUGAACCUCUCAGACUCACCGAUAUUCGAUCCACCUAUAAAACAAUUGGUACCGACAAACAGCUGUUCAAGCAAUUGUACGAGCGACACCCAAAUAGUUUCGCCGGUUCACUUCCAAAUCUUAUCCAACAAGAUAUCACCAGAGAUAUGUUGGAGUUCAUAAUGAAUGAUCUGAUGCCUUCCUCAAACAAUAUUAUCCAGAUAUUGCACAACUUUAUCAAAUCGAAUAAUCUGGAGUUCGUCGAACUGAUGCUUACUUUUCAAACUCCUACACCAAAUAGCUACCAAGAGUUGCCAUUGGUUCAGUCAAGUAUCAAGUCAGGAUUGGCAAUGGUGAAAUUACUCACUCCACGAUUCCGACCAUUGUAUAUAGCGUACUCUAACAACGACGAAAUCUUUAUGAAUUUAUUGGAGACUCGAGAUUUGGAAUUGAUCGAUUAUUUCCAAUCAAACUUUGGAUUGGUUUUCAAACAAAAUAUUUACGACAAUUACAACUUCAAUGGUGUCAGUAAAGUAGUUAGUAAAGAGACAAACAACCAGGAAUCAAUUGAAAGAAACGAACAUACUAUUACCAAAAUCGUAGAGAUUCUUAAUAGCAAGACAUCAGGUGUUGAGAUUACACGACGAUUGGCAGAGUUGGAACGAUCGAAAUAUGGAAAUGGAGGUGUACCCAUCACUGAAUCCGAUGCUAUCAAUAUGCGUGAAUACAUGAUUCGAUACUAUCCAUUGGUUAUGUUGGGUGAAGAACCUUUCUUUCCAGAGUCCGAUCAACAACUUCCCAUUGUUCAAUACAUUGUGGAAGAAAAGAAGGAUACAAUCGGUGCGAACGCAUUGACUUCACUCUUUUAUGCAAUCUCCAAUGGAUUGAAACAAAUCACCAAUUACUUAAUCAAUAACGUGGAUAUCUCAAACCUCAUCAUGAACAACGUUCCCUAUCAUUCCGGAUCAGUCAAAACCAAAUGUAUCUCGUCAGCAAUUCAAACCAAACAAUUUGACAUUGUCGAUUUGCUAUUCAGCAAGUGGAGAACGAUGCUCGAAGAACGCCAAGUACUCAAUAUUAUCAGAAAAGCAGGUUCAUUCGCAGCACUCCAAUUGUUUUUCAAACACUUCUCACGUGCCGCAUUGGGUACAAGAUUCCAUUGUACCAAUAUCGGUUAUAUGUUAGACAAUCUUCAAGCCGAGGAAUUUGAAAUCGAAUGUGACAACAUUGAUAAUAAUCUCGACUUUACAGUAUGUGGACAAGUCGGACUGCCAGCUAUCAUCAUCGCCUAUCUCAAAUUCAAAAAAGAUCGAUUCAAUACCAAUAACUUGGAAGCUGCUUUGUAUGCCGCUGCUAAACAUAACCAAUUGAAUUUCCUCCUAGAAGUCCACAAGCUGAUGCCCGACUACCGAUUCAAAAUGACUACUAACAUGCGUGGAACCCAAGGAAUAAACAAAUCGACUGUCGAAUAUUUCAAUGAAACAUUUAAACUACAAACAGCAAAACCAACAACAAAGAAGAAGAAGAAAUAA